CACUUUACAAUUUUCCUAGUCGAUUCAUAGCAACUGCAAAAAUGUCUGCUACUUACGUUCCAAGCGAGAAUAAGCUAGCCAAACUGGUGCUGCACCCGAAGCUGGUGUCCCCUGUAUCAUCCAGCGGCGAUCAGCUCACAUCCGAGUCGGUCUCUCCAGCAUCCAGCAUCUCAGUGGAAGAGGUGCAACCACAUUUGGGACUCAAGCUCGAAGCUCAUCGCCGCUGGAAUGCGUCUCUACCAUUGGGAUUCCUUUGGAGCGUCGAGCGCGUGGAGAUCAACGUGACGCGGACCGAUGCAGACAACGAGUUGGUGUUUGUGCUGGAGGUGUUUUUAAGUACACCCACGUCGCGUUUGCCCGUCAGCACACCAAGUUCGAGUGAAGAGCGCGCAGCAGCAGCUUGCCCAGCUUUCACGGUAGAGCACCGAUUCAGCGACUUUGAGGAGCUACGGAAAAGUGUUUCUUCCUGUGUGAGCAUGGAGCGACAGUGUUCCUGUAUGUAUUGCCUCAAAUUCGUCGAGUACAUUCGAUUCUCGAGCUCCCAACCACGCGGGCUGGUCAAGCGGUUUGCUGGCGAGCAAAAACGCAAACAGGUGCUACAGACUUUCAUCAACGACUUCGUUACGAUGGGCCAACGACGAGUACGAAAGACUGGCAAACGAAAGUGUCAAGCACAGCAAUUAGUGCCCAACCUCUUGAGCGCGUUCCUACUUCAGGGCAAUGUGCAUUAGGUGUCGUUGUCAAUAAUUAAGCGAAGAAAAUAUCAUUCCUAUAAGUUUCGUGGUACAUCCAAA
Messenger RNA from Phytophthora nicotianae INRA-310, 794 nucleotides. RefSeq lists its product as hypothetical. The coding region runs from base 42 to 731 and encodes 229 amino acids. The transcript has a single exon. The record is from RefSeq and is a predicted model, not a curated record. NCBI's taxonomy places the organism in Eukaryota, Oomycota, Peronosporomycetes, Peronosporales, Peronosporaceae.